AGCGGCGCUGGCCGGGCUCUUUGUUCAGGGCGGCGGACGGAGCGCGGCCAGGCCCGGGCCCCCCCCCGACCCCCGAGCGCGCCCCCCGCGCCCCUUCCCUCGGACACCGGCGGCGGGGCUGUGCAAGCAGCCCGGGACAGCGGAGAAGCUGGCCAGCACAAUGGGGAAGAAGCAGAACAAGAAGAAGGUGGAGGAGGUGCUGGAGGAGGAGGAGGAGGAGUACGUGGUGGAGAAGGUGCUGGACCGGCGCGUGGUCAAGGGCAAGGUGGAAUACCUGCUCAAGUGGAAGGGCUUCUCCGACGAGGACAACACCUGGGAGCCCGAGGAGAACCUGGACUGCCCGGAUCUGAUCGCGGAGUUCCUGCAGUCCCAGAAAACCGCCCACGAGAGCGAGAAGUCCGAGGGCAGCAAGCGCAAGGCCGAGUCGGACACGGAGGACAAAGGGGAGGAGAGCAAACCAAAGAAAAAGAAGGAGGAGUCGGAGAAGCCGCGAGGCUUCGCGCGAGGCUUCGAGCCGGAGCGGAUCAUCGGCGCCACGGACUCCAGCGGGGAGCUGAUGUUCCUCAUGAAGUGGUGAGGGCUCCAGGGGAUCGGGAAUUCCGAGGCCGACCUGGUGCCCGCCAAGGAGGCCAACAUCAAGUGCCCGCAGGUGGUGAUCUCGUUCUACGAGGAGAGGUUGACAUGGCACUCGUACCCCUCAGAGGACGAUGACAAGAAAGAGGACAAGAACUAAGCCCCGCUGGCCCCGCUCCGGGCAGCUCUGGGGGUUUUUUUGGGGAAGAAGAUCCGACCUUUGGUGGGCUGUGAGCAGAGGAGGGGUUUGGAGGUGCCCUGGCCGAGCCCCCGGCCGGGCCCCAGCCCUGCAGCCGCUCCUCUGCUCCGGCCGUGCCCGAAGCGCCGCCGGGAGCCGCAGCUCCGCGGGGCUGGGGGCUCCGGGCAGGGCGAGCGAGGCAAAGCCCCUCCAUGGAGGACUCGGCGGGCUGGGGAUGCACGUGGAGCCUGCAGAGCCCGUCCCACAGCCCCAGCCCUGCUCCCUGUAGUGCUCGCUCCGCGUUUCUAAGGCGUAGCAUGCGUGUAGGUCUUUUGAUUCGGAUUCUUAUUUUCCUUGUUUAUUAUUUUCCUUUUUUAUUUUCCUUUUUUAUUACUUUUCCUUUUUUAUUUUCCUUUUUAUUUUCCUUUUUAUUUUCCUUUUUA
This is a messenger RNA of Camarhynchus parvulus, 1194 nucleotides long. It is a transcript of the gene CBX1, whose product is annotated as chromobox 1. Lineage: Eukaryota; Metazoa; Chordata; Aves; Passeriformes; Thraupidae. The transcript has 5 exons. Gene Ontology annotation, molecular function: chromatin binding. Gene Ontology annotation, biological process: chromatin organization; negative regulation of transcription by RNA polymerase II. Gene Ontology annotation, cellular component: pericentric heterochromatin; nucleus. The record is from RefSeq and is a predicted model, not a curated record.